This is a messenger RNA of Symbiodinium sp. CCMP2456, 966 nucleotides long. The record is from the annotation of a GenBank genome assembly. NCBI's taxonomy places the organism in Eukaryota, Dinophyceae, Suessiales, Symbiodiniaceae.
AUGCCGAUUUCUGUCAGGGUGAACCUGCUAAGCGGCAUCCAUGCAACAGUUCUGAUGCAUGAAGAUGAAAAAGUGGCUGACCUGCGACAGAAGGCCCAGGCUGCGUUGCGAAGACCUGUAGGGAAAUUCAUCGGUACUUCUGGCACCUUGUCAAGCACUUCGGACACAUUGGUGCAAGCAGGGAUCCGGGAUGGAGACACGGUUACGGCCGUCCAGCAGACAGACUUUUAUGAUCCUCCUUUCACAUCGGACAGCAACGACGACGAGCCGCGCGCGGAUGUGAGAUUCGAAUCUGUUCAGAGCCAACUUCAAGACGUGGAGCAGAUUCAAGCAUCGUUUGAGGGAUUUGCCGCCAUCAAAGCAGAUGGGACGGUGGUAACUUGGGGAAGUGAAGCUGCUGGCGGAAACAGUUCCUCGGUGCGCGAUCAUCUUCGAAAUGUUUGUUGCAUAGCGGCAGCUGGGAAUGCCUUUGCCGCCUUGCGCAGGGAUGGAAGUGUGGUGACAUGGGGUGGGGAAGACGUGGGCGGGUGCAGUGCCAGUGUGCAGAGCAAGCUGAGGGAUGUCUUGCACAUCAAGGAUGAGAAGAUCUUGUCACAGGCUUUGGCACUGGCUGCAGCCAAGGCGAAGGCUAAGAUGGCAAAAGCCAAGGCCAAGGCCAAGGCCAAGGCCAAGGCCAAGGCCAAGGCCAAGGCCAAGGCCAAGGGAAAGGCCAAGCACAAGGCAAAAUCGAUAGCUACAGCUGACACCAAAGAGGCCCUCAUGCUGGACAGCCGAACCUAUGAGACGCCCCUGCCCUUAGAGACUGUAGCCCUGGUAGGUGUCUAUCUGGCAAGAGCUUACCUUACGCUAAGUGCGACGCUUCUAUCCGCCGUGGCGUCGGUUCUCUUUACCAUGCUCUUCCCAGGUAUCGGCGACAUCUUGAAGCACUUUCUCCGGUACUCAUGGAUGCAGCAUACCCAGUGGUAC